GAAUGCACGGUGCAUCCCUCGAUGGAGCAUGCACGGUGCACCUCCUCCCGCAGUCUAUCACGCACGGCGCGGCAUUCACUCCCUCCCUCCUGCCCUCGAGGACAUCCACGCCGCGGCAGGCCCCGGACCUGAGAGAUGGGGGCGCAGCUGGUGCCCCGCUCCGGGGCCCCGAGUGCCAAGGGCGGCUGGCAGUUUUUUGGUACAGCCAUGAAGGGACUAGUGGCUCUGUUCUUUGUUGCCCUGCUGGGCACCGGGUCUUCAGAAGUGCUUGAGGGCUGCUUCGACCCCCCUGGCGAUGGACCUCUGGCUAAUCUCAUUGUGGAUGGCCUGGAGGCAGCUCGGCCCAUCAUGAGCGAGGGCAUGCCCGGGCUUGGCAUCCCUCCCCUGGAUCCUUUCGGCCCCAUCCCGCUGAUUAACUUCCACAUCGACCUCCCAAAACUCAGGAUGGACGGCUUUGUGAACAAUACCUUGGUGAAGAACCUCGCCCAGUACAUCAUCUGCUCGGUCAACAUUUCCGUCGGCAUCACGCAGAAGUUCGCCUUUGAGUUCCGCCUUGAUAACUUCCACAUAGAGGGGGAGUACGACGUGGAUGGUCUCGUUUCCUCCCUCUUCCCGGUCUUUGGCAGCGGAGACUACAGGUUGGACACGUACGCCGCAGGCUUCAGCGGGGGUGCCAAGGUCUCCUAUAACGUCCUGACAGACCACGCCUCCAUCAAGGACCUUACUUUUGAUAUCUCCUUCAAAACCCUUGAGCUUGAACUGGAGUGUAUCCUGGGCUGUGGCGAAAUGUCAGACCUUAUCAACUCCGUGGCUAGUGACAUUGCCCCAGCUAUUUUCGACGCAGUGUGGGGCGUACUCCAGCCCGCCCUCGCCCAUGCACUGGAGACCGCCAUCAACGAAAUCCUCAAGGACAUCAACAUUUCGGAUAUCAUUACUGGAGGGGGAAAAUGAAUGGCACAGGAGGAAGAGAAGGGAAAGGGGGUGGUACAGGUGGAGGGGUGAAGACAGAACGAAGAGAAAGAAGAGAUGGAGGCAGAGGAGAAGGAACAUGAAAUAUCUCAUACAACUUCUUCCUUGACAAUUCUUCUUUCUUUUUCUCCUUUUUUCUUCUCUCCGUCCCACUCUUUCUUUUUAAAUGUACUACUUAAGCUGCUGCUGCCACCACCACCACUACUGCUACUACCACCGGUACUACAUCUGUUUCUCCUACUAUGCUACUUCUAUCACUGCUACUUUUACUACUACUACUACUACUACUACUACUACUACUACUACUACUACUACUACUACUACUACUACUACUACUACUACUACUACUGCUACUACUACCGUUACUACUUCUGUUUCUCCUACUAUGCCACUUCUAUCACUGCUACUUUUACUACUACUACUACUACUACUACUACUACUACUACUACUACUACUGUGCUACUCCUACUACAACUACUACAUCUAUCACCCCUUCCUUUCCUCCUCCUUUUCUGUUCUUUAUUUUAUUUAUUUUUUAAAUUCAACACCAUGCAUUUCAUUUUUUUCACAUAUACCAAAUCAAUUUCUUUAUGAAAAUAAAACAUGAAUACACGCAUUUUACCUUCCAAAUCACCUAGGCUGUUUGCUAUCCCCCCUCUGUAUUAGACAAUGAAUAAAGGAAUCCAUCAGA
Messenger RNA from Eriocheir sinensis (Chinese mitten crab), 1660 nucleotides. RefSeq lists its product as uncharacterized. Bases 136 to 951 code for a protein of 271 amino acids. The record is from RefSeq and is a predicted model, not a curated record. The transcript has 7 exons. NCBI's taxonomy places the organism in Eukaryota, Metazoa, Arthropoda, Malacostraca, Decapoda, Varunidae.